CCCUGCAGCUGCCCUCAGGCUCCCGUGCGCUCAGGUUGUGCCUGCGGCCCCGUUGGCUUUGUGCGGCUGUGGGUGCAUGUGCCCUGUGUGCCCUGCCAGAGUUUGUUUAUUCUUGGGUCCCCACAGUGCCCAGGACCUUGAAAGAGGAGCGCUCUGUGCUCUGCAAGUACCGAAGAACGGGGGCGUGCGCGCUGGGCUCGCACUGUCGGAAGGCUCUGUAGGGGCUUGUAACCCAUGGGAUAGGUGAGAGCUCGGCGGACUCGCUCCCGCCGGGUACACGGCGAGCAGGGCUCCUUCGGGGAGAAGCAGAGCUGCCCUCCUCCGGGUGGUCCCUGAGGAGCUCGCUGUCCACUCGGCAAGAGGAUGCUUCCGCCAUUCACGGGGGCCACUAGUUAUGUUCUGGGCCGCGAGGAUACGUGGCCAUCUCCAGGUGCUGGAAGUGUUGUAAUUGUCUGGCCUGAGCCUGAAGCUCUUCCUGAAACUCCAGCUUUGGAUGCUGAACUGCUACCUGAUGUCCUCACUGCCUCUCUUGUGACAUCUCACCUCCGUGUGGUCCAGAUCUCACACCGUGUCACUCAGUUACUCAGGCUGCAGACUAAGAGCCAUCCUCAGGCCCUUCUUCCAGGAAGACAUGGCUGCUCACGUCGGAGCUUCCCGGACCCCCCAGGAAGUGAUGGAGCACUAUACAUCUCGGCGGCCGAGCAGCAGCAGCUGGGCUACAUGCCGCUGCGCGACGACUACGAGGUCGAGUACGACCAGGACGCCGAGACGCUCAUCAGCGGGCUCUCGGUGAACUACGACGACGAGGACGUGGAGGUGGAGCUCAAGCGCGCGCACGUGGACAUGUACGUGCGCAAGCUCCGCGAGCGGCAGCGGCGCAAGAACAUCGCGCGGGACUACAGCCUGGUGCCCGCCUUCCUGGGCCGGGAGCGCAAGGACCGGGAGAGGGCGGCCAAGCGCAAGGUCUGCAAGGAGGAGCGCGAGCUGCGCCUCAAGCUGCGGCCGCUCUACCAGUUCAUGUCCUGCAAGGAGUCCGACGACCUGUUCGAGAACAUGCACAAGGAGAGGCUGCUGCGCGCCAGGAUCCGCGAGCUGCAGCGCUACCGGCGCAACGGCAUCACCAAGAUGGAGGAGUCGGCCGAGUUCGAGGCGGCGCGGCACAAGCGCGAGAAGCGCAAGGAGAACAAGGGCGCGGCGGGCGCCAGGCGCGGCCGCGAGGACGGCAAGGACGCCGAGUUCGCCGCCAUGGAGAACCUGCCCGGCUUCGAGCUGCUGUCGGACCGCGAGAAGGUGCUGUGCAGCUCGCUGAACCUGAGCCCCGCGCGCUACGUGACCGCGAAGACCAUCAUCAUCAAGGACCACCUGCAGAAGCGCCAGGGCAUCCCCUCCAAAAGCCGCCUGCCCAGCUACUUGGACAAGGUCCUGAAGAAACGGAUCCUGAACUUCCUCACGGAGAGUGGCUGGAUAUCCAGGGACGCCUCCUGAAGCCCAGGCGCUCCGAAGGCUGGGGUGAUGCCAAUAGCUCGUGAGCCAAAUGACUUGGGGGCUGAGGGGUGCCUCCCCCCGUUGUUUCUCUUUUUUAAACAAAUUGAGUUCCCUUUUUUAGGAUAUAAAUUCUUUUCAUGGUCCUAUGAAAGAAGCAAUAGUAACAAUCUUAUUUCGGAUCAUGGGGGAAACAAAUACGUGUAUAUUUUAACUUAGUCCUAAAAGUAAUACUUCAGAUGACAAUUUGCCUUUACAUGUUCGGUUUGCAGCACAUGAGAUCGGGUGAUUACUCUGAGCCUCCUCCCUUUGGUUACACAACUGUGCUGCGGGUACAAGGGGCAGCUUUUCCUGCUGGGCCCACCGGCCACCAGCGUUCCUCGGUGGCACCUAGCUCUGGCUGGUGCUCAGGAGGCUCCCCUGGAGGACCUACCGCUGCACGCGACACCCACGCGUGGCACUUUAGAUGGAGCCCGCGGGGUGGGUGGGCAGUGAGGCCAGGGAGCCACAGGUUGUUUUCUUUGCAACGUUAGAGGAAGAAUCUUAGGUAGAGCAGUGCUGGCAACGGCAGUUUGAGCUCGUAGUUCCCAAUCCCAGCACCGCCCUGACCUCCUUUGCUGUGGGCAGAGCCCCCUCGGCUCCCGGUGGGGAAGAGCAGCUCCCCUGGGUGGGCAAGCUCCCUGGCGUACAGAGAAGGCCCGGGGGCAGGGAGCACAUUAGUGGGUCACACACACCUUCAAACCGAGCCGGCUUCCCUAGGGGGCUUCUGCUGGCUGUGCAUUCUACUCGGAAGAACACAUUCAGAAAGUUCAAGGCUAAGAAUUUGAGUUCUGGUGUUUGUUUUCUCCCAGGAUCCUCGUCUUAGUUUAAGCACUUCUUGCUGAAGCUGACCAUGCUCGCCCUGCUAAGCGUCUUCCUAGGGCCUUAGGCCGUGUCAGGUGCUGAGCACCAGGGCAGCUCACGGGGCGGCUCUGUGGACUGCUGCCUCUCCCGAUUGCUGUCCUGAACCAGACCCCGGCGUGGCUCCUGCCCAGCCCUGUCGGUUUUCCAGAGGCCGUGUCACGGCCGUACACGGUCCCUUCCAGGGGCUCGAGGAAGCCAUCUGUCCUCCAGCUGCUCAGGGUUCUCCUGCCCAAGACCCUGCUGUAGGAGGCGGCAGAGCGACAGCACACCCGGCUCUCCACUCCGCCCGGAGCUUGCCCUGCUGCUCCUGCCCCCACAGCUCAAAACAAGACUGUUUACCUCCCAGAGUAUUUGGGCCUGAAAUUAAAGCGAAGUUAUUUGAAAGAAAAAAGAACAACCUCAUUUCCAAGGACUUAAUUACGGUGCCUUUUCCUUUCCUUUUACAUCCUGUUUCCCCUUGGGUAAAAUUUUCAGCAUUAAACAAAACAUUUCAAUUACGUAGUAUAUGGCUUUAGUUGCAAAAUGCACUGCAUGCUGGCAGAGAAAUGUUCCCUGUUAACUAAGCCCAGGACUUCUCUGUGACAACAGGGAAGAGUGAGCAGUGGUUCCUCCUGAGGCCUCCCGACUGCCCUGAGCAGUGAGGGAGCCGGUGCUAAGCUGUUGACCGGUGUCUCAGCCAGUGGUUCUCACCUGGGCUUCCUGGGCCAGCAUCAGCAUCCUGGGGGACGCUGGGGGAUGCAGACCUUUAGCCCCCACCUGGUUCUGCUGAAUCACACACUCCAGGUGGGCGGGGGCGGGGGGACAGACGUUGCCAGCCUUCCCCAGGUGAGGGCCACUGCAGAUGGCUCCUCUGGUGGUGUCAUUCAGCCAUUUCCACAUCAGAUUUCUAGUUCCUAGUUCCAGGCGGCUUUAACUUUAGUCUUAUUUUUAUAUAUGAUUGCCAGGCUUUGAUUAAGUUUGAGAAACAAGAUUCCUGUAAAUGUGUGUGGCCCAGGCCAAGAGCUGUUAAAUGAAAAACUGCUUAAGCAGGUUUCUAAUAUGUGUAUUUUUUUGAUGGUGUGAAGAAUUUCCUUAGGCUUGACUGUUUUUAAAACACCGUAAUGAAUGUAUAAUUUAUGUUGAAGUAUUAACACUUUAUUCCAAUUAA
This is a messenger RNA of Manis javanica (Malayan pangolin), 3532 nucleotides long. RefSeq names its product transcriptional adaptor 2B (gene TADA2B). Gene Ontology annotation, biological process: regulation of transcription by RNA polymerase II; chromatin remodeling. Gene Ontology annotation, cellular component: nucleus; SAGA-type complex. Lineage: Eukaryota; Metazoa; Chordata; Mammalia; Pholidota; Manidae. The record is from RefSeq and is a predicted model, not a curated record. Gene Ontology annotation, molecular function: transcription coactivator activity; zinc ion binding; chromatin binding.